AUGCAGGAAGGACGGUCUUACAAGACCCUCUUCGACACUGUCUUCUACAGAAGCGAGCUGAAAGCUGCUGUUCAAGCCUUCCGUGACAGGCUUCAGGUGAAGAUCCUUUUCACGCACCCCGCCAUCACAUCUGCUGACAUGCACGCGGCAACUUCCGUCAUCUACGAGAGGGCGCGCUUGCUGUCCCCUGUGAGCAAGCUGAAGUUUCAGGAGACCACCACAUGGCAUUACGUUGGUUGUGGCCAAGAGGACCUCAGCCUUAGAAGUUGCCAAACCCUGCAUCUCCUGGAUCCCAAUGCUGCUACCUUUCUCCACAACCUCGGUUAUGUGUACCGCUACGGCUUUGGCGUCGCCCGCGAUUUCCACAAGGCUCGGCAGCUUUUUGAACUCAGCAUGCAAAGAGGAUCCGACCGAUCCCCUGCCAGUCUUGGAAGCAUGUACCACGAGGGGCAGGGUGUUUCCCAAGAUUUCCACAAGGCCAAGGAACUCUACGAGAUGGCCAUCAAAAGAGGAGACGUACAUGCCUUCAUCAUGCUAGGAAUCUUGUACGAGCGUGGGGAAGGUGUCGCCCGAGACUUCCAGAAGGCCAAAGAACUGUAUGAGAUUGGCAUCGAAAAGGGCAGCGCUGCCGCUCACUAUUCACUGGGGAGCAUGUACCAGUACGGCCGCGGGAUUGCUCACGACUUUCAGAAAGCACGGGAACAUUUUGAGACGGCCAUGGCCAAGGGCGACGCCGAAGCCCCCUCUAGCCUUGGAAGCAUGUACGAGUUUGGACAAGGUGUGGCGAAAGACGUGAAAAAGGCCCAAGAACUCUAUGAGAUGGGCAUCGAAAUGGGCAGCGCCGCCGCUCCCUGUUGGCUUGGACACAUGUACUCCCGCGGCGUCGGGGUGGCCCGCGACUUUCAGAAGGCGCGGGAACUUUUUGAGCUGGGCCUGCAAAGGGGAUGGUAUAGAGCCGCCACUAACCUUGGAUUCUUGUACCAGAACGGUCAAGGCGUCGCGGAAGAUUUCCAGAAGGCCAAAGAACUGUACGAGCUGGCCAUGAAAAGAGGUGACGACCUGGCCCCUACCGCGCUUGCAUUCUUGUACGAGAGUGGGCGAGGCGUCGCGCAAGACUUUCGCAGGGCCAAAGAACUGUAUGAGAUUGGCAUCGACAGGGGUGACAGAGGUGCGCGCUAUGCACUUGGGCACCUGUAUCAGUACGGCCUUGGGGUGGCUCGCGACUUUAAGAAAGCACGAGAAUUGUUUGAGCUGUCCAUGCAAGAGGGUGACGCUACAGCCCCCUUUGGCCUUGGGACCAUGUACCAGUUUGGGCAGGGUGUGGCUAAAGACUUCCAGCUGGCGAAAGACCUGUAUGAGAUGGGCACCGAGCGGGGCGGCUCCGCUGCUGCCUGUAGCCUCGGGAGCAUGUACUACUUCGGCAACGGCGUCGCCCGCGACUUUAAGAGGGCGCGGGAGCUUUUUGAGCUGAGCAUGCGAAGGGGAUGGUCCAGAGCCCCCACCAACCUUGGAUUCUUGUACCAGAACGGUCAAGGCGUCGCGGAAGAUUUCCAGAAGGCCAAAGAGCUGUAUGAGCUGGGCAUCAAAAGAGGUGACGACCUGGCCCCAGAAAGCCUUGGGCACAUGUACCGCGAUGGUCUCGGAGUCUACCAGGAUUGGGACAAGGCCAAGGAACUCUAUGAGAUGGGCAUCGAAAGGGGAAGCGCAGAGGCCGCCGCUAGCCUUGCGCACAUGUACCAGACCGUUGCUCGCGACUUUAAGAAUCCGGCUCCAUACUCCCCCUUCAUGCAAGGGGCUGCAGCUUUCCACAAGGCCAAGGAGCUGUACGAGCUGGCCAUUGCGAGGGGUAGCACUUCUGCCAUGUGGUACCUGGCCCUGUUGUACAAGAACGAUCUGAGCUCCGAUGCCCUGGCAUGUCAAUGGAUGGGCAAGGCAAAAGAGGCCUGGGAAGCGCAAGCUGCUGGUCAGCUGGCCGAAUGGCGCUGCUGA
Symbiodinium sp. CCMP2456 is the source of this 1989-nucleotide messenger RNA. Lineage: Eukaryota; Dinophyceae; Suessiales; Symbiodiniaceae. The record is from the annotation of a GenBank genome assembly.